Molecule: messenger RNA, 884 nt
Organism: Fragaria vesca subsp. vesca
Lineage: Eukaryota; Viridiplantae; Streptophyta; Magnoliopsida; Rosales; Rosaceae
Exons: 2
Coding region: 58-594 (178 amino acids)
Source: RefSeq, a predicted model, not a curated record
GUUCAUAUCAAGUUUGUGGAGUACUUGUUUUUGCAGUGUCUGUAAUUUGCUGCUUCCAUGGCUACUCUUUCCGGCUGGGUCGUCUCAACACUUCUCUUUGCAUUGUUUCUUGCAAAGUUUGAGCUCUCAUAUGGCCAAGUUCUGAAAGCCAAAGUCACUUGCCUUGAUUGCCACAAGAAUUAUGAUUUUUCAGGAAUUAAGGUUUUAGUGAAGUGUGACCAAGUGAAGAAGCUGGCUACGGCAACCACAGAAGCUGAUGGAUCUUUCGAGGUUAAGCUUCCAUCUGACGAUUCGAAAUCUCCAGCAUCUCUUCACUGCCUUGCCAAGAUUCUUGGAGGUACAAAGCAGCUCUAUGUCUCAAGGAAGGUCGUGGCAUCAAAGAUUCUGAAGACUCAUGACUCUAAUUCCUAUACCAUUUCAACUCCUCUUAGUUUCUUCACAUCAUGCCCCUUGAGUAUCGAAGAUCAGGCGGCUUGUAAAGCCAAGAACGAGGUCGGUUCAUCCAAGACAUUCAAUCUGCCUCUUCCACCAGAAUGGGGUUUGGCACCUUCUAGCUUCUAUGUUCCUUUCUUCCCUAUCAUAGGCAUACCCUAAGUAAAAAUGCUUGUGAUAUAGUAACAUGGGGCAUCUAGUCCGCUCAUAUCUUAUAUAGCCAGUACCAUCAAACCAGGCUACGUCGUCCUGUCUUAGUUGUUUUCUAUGGGUUGUUGCUUUCGUUUUGAGUGUGUUUUUCAUUUAGAAGAAGUAGCCAGCUAGUACUGGAUGGAAGCAGAGAAAGUUAUGUUUCUCCCCUAUAGCCAUCAAAUCCAUAUAUAUGAUGAUUAUUACACCUAGUGUGUCUUCUUGUUGUAUAAAUAAUGAAGUGAUUUUAUUUAUUUUACUUG